Messenger RNA from Phycomyces blakesleeanus NRRL 1555(-), 204 nucleotides. RefSeq lists its product as hypothetical. The transcript has 2 exons. Bases 1 to 204 code for a protein of 67 amino acids. The record is from RefSeq and is a predicted model, not a curated record. NCBI's taxonomy places the organism in Eukaryota, Fungi, Mucoromycota, Mucoromycetes, Mucorales, Phycomycetaceae.
AUGAAAAGUUUCGCCGGAUUCUUUUGGACCUCAAAGCUCAAUCAAGCACUUGGGCGUAUCGCUGCUCUCAAACACCAAAUUCAGCAUACUGUACCAAUCCAAAUUGCUUGGAAGACAUGUCCUCGUUACACUUUGAGUAUCGUUUUGUGGAAUAUAAAUCUUGCUGGUGCCUUGAAUUUCCGACACAUCUUUAACCGAUUGUGA